AUGGCUUCGCGAAUGACGUUGCGCAAGAAGAAGCCCGUCAACGCUGAAAGUACACAGGCCAAGCCGGCAUCUAAGCCAGGAAAGAAGAAAUCAACUCUCGCCCUUGAGCCCUCCAACAACGAUCAGGACGAGGACGACGAGGACAACCACGAAGAGGACGACGACGACGCUCUCACCACAUCCACCAAAAAGCGUACAACCAAGAUCAAGCCGGCGUCUAACCGAGGAAACAAGAAAUCAACUCAAGCCCUUCAGCCCUCCAACAACGAUCAGGACGAGGACGACGAGGACGACAACGACGCCCUCACCACAUCCAAAAAACGUCGUACAACGAAGGGCAAGCACAAGCGCACGUCCUCCGCCUCUAAACAAGACAAGCGUGACAAGUCCAAGGCUGAAAAGGCGCGCCGCGACCUCCUCGUUUCUGCUCUCUCCUUCGAGUCUACGAAAACGUCCUCCUUCGUCCUUCCGACGACCAUCUACGCCGACACCCUCGCGUCCAAAGACUUCAAAACCAUCGAGUAUCUCAUGGCCAGCACCACACACAACGACACAUACCCCACCAUCAUCAGCAUCGACUCCGUCAACAGCGUCAUCAGGUUGGUGUGCAACAUCAACGGCUGCCGCUUCACUGUCGAUCCGACUCUCCCGAUUCCGCAGUGUCGGAAGACCAAGAACUCAGCGCCCACGAAGGGCCACGAACAACGCGGCAAGAACCAACUCUCCACGUUCUCCUUCUUCACCGUCGCCGACAAAUUUCAAACCGUCGACAACCACCCCCUGGCCAACAAGAACCGUGUCAAUACUACCGUGUCCUUCUCCACCGAGGUUCUCAACGAGGUGUUUCGGAUGGACGCUGAAUCGUAUGUCCUCAAAGACAACAAAACCAAGAAGAAGAUCGUCAAACACCUCACCAACCGCGUCUUCCUGUGCGCCAUGAAGCGCGGACUAUGGACUCAACAGAACACCGUCUCGCUUUCCGCCCUAGCGCUCAAGCCCGUCUCGACCAACGACAUCAUCCACGGCCACAAGUUCGUCAACGGCGCCUUCGUCGACAUCCGCAAACCCAUCAAACAAGAACCCAUGGAUGAGAUCGGCUCCUCAGCGGCCAAAGCGUCCACUAACACCAAGCGCAAGCGCAAGGGUAACGGUAAGUCCAAGGACAAAGCCGUCCACCACGACAGCGACGACGACGAGGAACCUUCGUCUGCACCCGAGCCUGACAUCAUAUCCAUCGACGACAACAGCGACGAGGAACACCCGACUUCUUCAUCAUCCAGCGAGGGCGAAGCUUCGUCAUCCGGCGAGGAAGAAGCUUCGUCGUCCAGCGACGACACGUCUUCCGAUGAAGAAGAUUGA
This is a messenger RNA of Ectocarpus siliculosus, 1359 nucleotides long. NCBI's taxonomy places the organism in Eukaryota, Phaeophyceae, Ectocarpales, Ectocarpaceae. The record is from the annotation of a GenBank genome assembly.